This is a messenger RNA of Ostertagia ostertagi, 642 nucleotides long. The record is from the annotation of a GenBank genome assembly. NCBI's taxonomy places the organism in Eukaryota, Metazoa, Nematoda, Chromadorea, Rhabditida, Trichostrongylidae.
AUGCCUGAACGAUGUGAUCUAGAUUCGAUAUUGUAUCGAAUAAUCGAGGCAAUCCUUCAGCUCUGCGUAACUGGACCACCUGGACCACCAGGACCUCCUGGACCGGAAGGUGCUCCUGGAAACGAUGGUGCGCCUGGAAAUGCUGGUGCACCAGGAAGUGAUGGAGGAGGUGGCGGAGGAGGCGGGGGAGAAUUUUGUUUCGAUUGUCCUCCCGGCCCUGCAGGAAUGCCAGGACCACCAGGACCAAAGGGCCCACCAGGACCACCUGGAUCAGCCGGAAUGUCAGCCGCAGCAAUGCAACCUGGCCCUCCUGGACCGCCAGGACCACCCGGACCACCAGGAAUGGACGGACAGCCUGGUGCGCCUGGAAAUCCUGGCAAACCUGGGACACUUAUACAAGGUGGCGGAGGAGGUGGAGGAGCUAUGGGACCUCCUGGUCCUCCAGGACCACCUGGUCCUCCAGGAGCGCCAGGAGCCCCAGGCGAUGCUCUUCCUGGUCCUCCUGGCCCUCCAGGUGAUCCUGGAAUGGCUGGUGGACCAGGCCAACCAGGACCACCCGGUGCUCCAGGUUCUCCAGGUGGUGCCGGAGCUGAGGGCGCAUGUGGCCAUUGCCCCACUCCAAGGCUUGCACCUGGAUAUUAA